AUGGUGAAAAAGGCCAGUAACGAAGUUCCUGUAUCACCAAUAUAUUUUAAUGUGGCCGAAUAUUGUUUGUUCGGCAUUAUUUUAGGUGUGAUUAUAGGUAUUAUUGUGUAUUACAAUGUGAUCAAUAAGAAAUAUAAAACGGUGGCCGGGUUUUUGUUUGGCGGGAAAAAUAUGUCAGUUAUAUCUAUCUGUCUUGCCCUCACCUCGAGCCAUUUGACGAGUAUAACACUGCUAGGAGUACCGGUGGAAAUAUAUCUUAGAGGAACACAAUACUGGGCAUCAGCAUUAUCGCUUGUGAUUGUCACCUUUCUAACGGCAGUUAUCUAUUUACCCGUGUUUCACAAGCUGCAAUUAUCAUCAAGUUUCGAAUAUUUAGAAAUUAGAUUCUCAACACAUACAAGGACGAUAGCUGCUGUUUUAUUUGUUCUCAGCAAGCUUAUGUUACUGCCUAUAGUUCCUUAUGUGCCUCUCAUGGCAUUUAGAUUGGUUACGAACCCAUUAGCAGCUCGUAUUACAGCAGUUUUGUGCGUCGCCUGUUCAACUUUCUGUGCUAUCGGUGGUUUAAGAGCAAUAGUCGCUCUUGGAAUUGUCACAACUUUCCUUGCGCUAGCUGGAACUGCUCUACCUAGUGGUUUAGCACUAUUGCCCAUGGGAUUUAAAAGAAUGUGGGAUAUUGCCGACUUGGGAGGGAGAUUAGUGUUAUAUGAUCCAGAUCCCGAACUGGCUCACCAUACAUCCUUCUUUGCAGUAACACUGGCAUUAAGCACAAAUUGGCUUUGGAAGACAGCUUUAAGCCAGUCAACGCUUCAGAAGCUUCUUGCUGUACCUACGAUAAGAGAAGCAAGAUUAUGUUUGAGUGUGUCGUGUGUUGGAGUGAUACUCAUGAAGUUGCUCUCAUGUUUUCUUGGUUUGGCACUCUAUGCUUGGUUCGCUGGCUGUGAUCCUUUGCUGACUGGGCAAAUUAAAAAACACGAACAACUUGUGCCACAUUUUCUGAACAGCCUGGCUUCAAUGUUUCCAGGUAUUUGUGGCAUCUUUAUCAUGUCAAUAUUUAGUGCGACAACUGGAUGUAUUGCAUCACUAAUUAAUUCGAUAGCUGGAGUGCUGUUUGAAGAGUUUAUCAGACCUUGGAUGCCCCAGAGUGCUAGAGAGUCGGACUGUUGUAAAAUUAUGAAGUUACUCUGCGUGUUAGUGGGUAUAUACUGUGGACUGGUGCUGUGGUUCGCUAAAGAAUUGGAUCGCUUACAGCACGUUGCUUCAGGUGUAACUGGAGUCACAGCUGGUACACUGCUUGGACUAUUUACAUUGGGCAUUGUAUUCUCCAGAGCUAAUUGUUCUGGUGCUUUAAGUGGGUGUUUACUGAGUCUCAUUCUGUGCGGGUGGCUGCUCAUUGGCGCAGAAAAUGCAUUAGCCACAGGAGCGUUGACCUUUCAGGGCAAACCAUUGGCAAUAUCAGGCUGUGGCAAGCCUAAUUUCAUGCCUGCGUUGGUUAACGUAACAAAAAUUCUUCCUAAUGCCGCAAAUCAGUUACCAACGAAACGUCUGCAAUCUUUAUUCCGGAUUUCUUUCACAUACUGUCCAUUUGCAGGGGCCGUUUCAGUACUAAUCAUAGGCGUUCUUAUGAGUUACCUUACAGGAAAAUCGAAAUCAGACUCCAUGAACCCUGAUGUAUUUUGCCCUCUGACUCAAAGUAUUCUGCACAAAUCUCAGUUGCGGAGUCCAACGGCCUCUUUCGAAGUAAGACCACCGAAUACUCCAGAGGUCUACCUCGCUUUGGAUGAAGCAUUGAAACAUUUAAAAGAAAUUAUAGAUCGAUGA
Molecule: messenger RNA, 1818 nt
Organism: Arctia plantaginis
Lineage: Eukaryota; Metazoa; Arthropoda; Insecta; Lepidoptera; Erebidae
Source: the annotation of a GenBank genome assembly